This is a messenger RNA of Jaminaea rosea, 1320 nucleotides long. Its product is annotated as 2-nitropropane dioxygenase. Bases 18 to 1091 code for a protein of 357 amino acids. Gene Ontology annotation, molecular function: nitronate monooxygenase activity. The transcript is spliced from 5 exons. The record is from RefSeq and is a predicted model, not a curated record. Lineage: Eukaryota; Fungi; Basidiomycota; Exobasidiomycetes; Microstromatales.
CCCUCCACGACACCGAGAUGAAGGACACGCCGACGGGAGCUGGCUCGCAGCUCAUCAAGACGCCAUUGACCGAGUUGUUCGGCAUCAAGCAUCCCAUCACCCUUGCCGGUAUGAACGUCGCAGCCGGCCCAUCCCUCGCUGCAGCCGUCACUAACGCUGGCGGCCUCGGAGUCAUCGGCGGCGUCGGCUACACGCCCAAGAUGCUGCGCAAGACCAUUGACGAGCUGAAGGCUGAGCUCAAUGACAAAGACGCCCCCUUUGGCGUCGACUUGCUUCUCCCCAAGGUCGGCGGUAACGCGCGCAAGACCAACACCGACUACACGGGCGGUAAGCUCGACGAACUAGUCGACAUCAUCAUCGAGGCCAAGGCGAAGCUCUUCAUCUCGGCCGUUGGUGUCCCGCCCAAGGAAGUCGUCGAGAAGUUCCACGCCGCCAAGAUCCCCGUAGCCAACAUCAUUGGUCACCCAAAGCACGUCCCCAACGCCAUCAAGGCAGGAUGCGACGUCAUCAUCUACCAAGGUGGUGAGGGAGGUGGACACACCGGUGAUGUACCCCUCUCCAUCCUCGGCCCUCGCGUCGUCGACCUCUGCCGCGGCCACAAGUCGCCUCUGACCGGCAAGCCCAUCAUUACCAUUGCCGCCGGUGGUAUCUGGAAUGGCCGCUCUCUCGCCUCGGCCCUCAUGUACGGCUCCGACGGAGUCUGGGUCGGCACCCGCUUCGUCGCCUCCGUCGAAUCCGGCGCCCCAAAGAAGCACAAGGAGGCCGUCCUCUCCUCGACGCACGAGACCGACGUUCGCACCAUCAUCUUCACUGGUCGCCCUCUCCGCGUCAAGAUGACCCCUUAUGUGCAAAAGUGGGAGAGCAAGCCCGAGGAGAUCAAAAAGCUCACCAGCCAGGGUAUCAUCCCCGUCUACCACGACCUCGAAAAGGACGACGAGGAGGCAGAAAAGGGAGCAGCGGAGCGCUACCUCCUUGGCAAAUGCGCGGCCGUCAUUGAGGACAUCAAGCCAGCAAAGGAGAUUGUCGACGAGAUGAUGGCUGAGGCCGUUGACGCUCUCAAGCACGGGCACGGUCUCCUCUCCAAGCUCUGAGUGCGAGAUGAGAUUUGUGGAACGAUAUUGUCUACGUUGACACGCGAAUGCUGUGUUACGAGACAUGCUGAUGUUGUGCUCCAUGGAAAUGCGAAUGUAUUUGACUGUGACAACACGCGACUACUUGCGCUUCUUCCCCGCACCGCGCCCCUCGCCACCACUCUUCCUCUUCUUGGCCGUACUCUCCUCCGCAUCGUCCACGCUCACGCCGUCGCCGCUCUUUCGAAUG